Molecule: messenger RNA, 6018 nt
Organism: Phanerochaete carnosa HHB-10118-sp
Lineage: Eukaryota; Fungi; Basidiomycota; Agaricomycetes; Polyporales; Phanerochaetaceae
Exons: 39
Coding region: 58-5826 (1922 amino acids)
Biological process (GO): proteasomal ubiquitin-independent protein catabolic process
Cellular component (GO): cytosol; nucleus
Molecular function (GO): peptidase activator activity; proteasome binding
Source: RefSeq, a predicted model, not a curated record
ACCGAUCCGCUCAGCUCCGUCAUAAAUAGUCUACUUUCCAACGCCUCCAAGAACGAGAUGGAUGACGACGAAAUGUCAGUGCCCGACUCUCCUCUCGAGUCGGGCGAGAUGUCUCCCCGGCAAUCUGCCACUUACGACCGACAAAGAGCCACUCUGCAGAGUUACCUUGAUUCCCUGCCAUACGAGUGCGAGUCCGUAGAAGACAUGCAGGCCCAUCUGGAAUACAUCGUUGGCAAGAUCGCCAUCUGCGCCAAGAGCAAGAAUUGGCUCGUACUCACUACAUGGGACGGAGCGUUGCAGUGUUGGCUCUUGAUGCGCUACCCUAUCCCGAAGACCACGCGAGCAAAGCUCGCUCGCCUGUAUUAUGAACUGUGUCUCGUGCCAGGGCUAGAGCCCCGUGUUAUUCGUAGCUGGGCCGACAUGCUCUCUCGGCUGCUCUCCACCAAGCCCGACCAGAAGCGCAAGCUCGAAGCGAAGGACCUGCAGCUUCCGUGGCAACCCUUGUGGCGCGCCUUGCAGAAGGAGCUGUGGCCAAAGCGCAGGCUGCACGACCCAAACCGGAAUGUCGUGAACGUCCUUCUCUUCGUUGCAGAAGUGUGUCGCAGACACUACCCCGCCUCUGAGAUACCUAAUAUGCUGUCCGAGUUCACACCUUUAAUCACUCAGGAAAAUAUCCUGACCAUGAUACCUGUUAUGACUAAUUUCCUUCCCCCCACACACGUUCACCUUUACAUGCCUCUCAUGUUCAAGCUCUGGGAGGCCUUCAACUCCAGCGUCAUUGACGACCGGCUCCUCGAACUGUGUGGAGAGCUGUCUGAGGAGCACGUCGCUGGUAAACUCGGUGAUGCGGGGGAAGAAGGAGGUGCAGAGUGGCAAGAUGUCGGUAUAUGGUCAAAUGCCGAGUGGACUGUGCUCAUCGGAAAGGCUUUGGGUGCAAUGAAUGUUCCGGUUGGGUCUAUUAGAGGUGCAAGCACUACCGCCGCACAUGCCGAUAGCAUGGCCGACAAAGGUUCAAUGAGAAUUAAGAAGCCUAUCGUCAGAUUCAACGCGCUUGCAAAGUUUUUCGUGUACUCUAUGUCCACCGACGGGCCAAUCCGACACCGGAGCGACUCUCCCACAGAUGCCACAAGUAACGCUGAGACCGGUUAUCUCGCUGGGUCAAGGGCUCUAGACUCUCUAGAUAAGCUCAUAACCAGCACGGAGACGUAUUUUCAUCCGUCCAACCACGGCCAUUGGACUCUGGCUCUGACAAGCUUCAUCCAACGACUAUCCGCCGAGUUCUGCAAGCGAUGGAAGGAAGAGCAGCAGUCAGCAUGCAAGACACCGGUCACUCGCCGACUUACCGCGACGAUUCGGCGUGCGUUCGUCAAGACUCUGCGUACACCAGCACUGCUUGCUAUGUUCGCAAAAGACCCUGUGUCCGCGACCUACGCCCAAGGCGCGCUGCGUGCACUCGCAAUGCUAGACCCAAAUCUCAUCAUGCCUGAGAUUUUGGAGCGCGCAUAUAGCGGGCUGGAAGUGGUCAAUGAGACGCACCGGACGACUGCCGUACUAACAGCCCUGUCUGGAGUGGCAUUACCACUUGUAUCCGAGAAGAUUUGGCUUGGCGGGCAGAAGCAUAUCGCCCCACUAUUGGAGCUGUGUAUCCCUGGUAUCGAUCUGAACGAUCCCAUGAAGACUCUCUGUACAUCCAUGUUCAUCGUUUCAGUCGUCCAACACAUGAAGAUAGGAGACCUGUCUAUCCAGCAGGGCGGCGUUCCGCUUUCUAGCACACCUGCGGAGGGAAUGAUGGAGAUAGACGCACAGCCGAAUGAUAUCCACCUUCCUGAUGGCACAGAACCGGGUGAGAAACCGACCCUGAGCCGUGAAGAGGAACGUACGCUUGCACGCGAGAGUACGGCCGGUUUUGCAGAUUGGGUCACAGCUCUCAUUCGCAGGAUCCUCGCUCUCUUCGAGAAUCUGCCAGAGGAAGGCGGGAAGAAGAACACGACAGGCGGCAAGAUGGAAGAAGCAGUGCUUAAGUCUACCAAGGGUGCGCUCGACAUCUUGUGCCUGCAGCUCUCCGACCCCUUGUUCGACCUGGUUCUGCGCCUUGUGUUCGAUUAUGGCACGACAAAUGCCCGCUCGAACGCCGUCCGUGCGUUCGGGCAGCUUGUUGCCUGCCUCGCGCGCGUACAGCCCGAGAAAGUGAUCGCGAAGUUCCUGCCGUUUUGCAUUGGUCAAAUCAAGGAGGAACUUAAGCACGGCGCAUCGAGUAUCAGAAAUACGUCGACCCAUACAGCGGUACCGUCUGAUACCACUCUGCAUUGGAACAUGUCCAUCUUGCGAGGAUGUCUCGGGUACGGUGGUCCUGCGCUUCUCAAGCACAAGGAGGAUGUCAUAGAACUUGUGCAACUUCUGAUCGAGAAGACGAAGAGUGAGCGUGGGUACAGUGGUACAGGUCGGUUGAUCCACCGGAUCCUACAUACUGUUGGUGCAGUAUACCCAAUGAACGCACGCUUCGUGAACAGUGACGAGUGGGAUGACCCAGAGUUCGAUAGGAAUCACAAUCUGCACUGGGGCCGGCUCAUGAAUCCCGAAGACGUGAAGCUUGAAUGGCAUGUUCCGUCCGUGGAGGAGGUUGACUUCGUCAUCGAGAUCCUGGACAGGAUCGGCGCACCGUCACUGGAUAAAAUUGAACGCCUGCUCGAGUCAGCAGGUCACUGGAAUAGCAUUGAUCGCAACGACUUUUGUCGCUACCUCCACUCGAUACGAUCUAUCUGGGGUGGGCUGCCAACCAUCCUGCUAGAAGGUUCAAAGGAGGUUAAGAACCCCUGCUUCUACGCUGAGACCGAGGUCGAAGGUCUCCUGGUCACGCCUCUCAAUGUCAGGGCCGGUUUUGUACUUGAGAAUUCUGCCGAUCCACGCUAUCAAAAAGUACUGGCUCAUCGCACGCGCUUCGGCAAGGUUAUCCAUCGCGCCGCCUUCGCUUUGAGGCAGAAGGCCGAAGGCGAAGACCACAUUGACGCCGUCAUCAGUGUCUCAAAGGCGAUUGACGUAUACCUACUGGAAUAUGCUAUCACGAGGAGUACUUUCGAUGGACUGCAGAAGGCAUAUACAGUGUCAAGAGACCUGAACCGAAUGUGGCCACGGCAAAGAGAGAACUCGCGUCAAGCCUUCAUCAAGCGUGCUCAGGCUUACCACGCCGGGCGCGUUUACUUGCACUCCCUCUACCGCCGCCGUGCAGAACUCGAUGACCUUCUGCUGGAAGAUCUUGUCGAAUUGUCUCUCUCCCCGUACACUAGGGUAAGACGACACUCUCAAGCUGUACUGCACAAUGCAUGCGGAUACUAUCUCCGUUCGACUCGGUACUGCUUGCCCAGGCUCUUUCAAGCGCUUGGCAAGGGCGAGGAUGCUGACCAGAUGAAAGGCGCGCUGUAUCUCUUGUGGAGCAAAGGCAUUACGUCUUAUGCACUCGCCGACCCCCACUUCCAUGGACAAUAUAUGAUCUCGUUGCUAGAAUGCCAGCACCAGGAGAAGCCUUCAAUACAGAAGCUGGUUGGCACUGUGGCACAGGAUGCUCUUUCGUUUAUGACAGAGGAGGCGCUUCACACUGACGCGUUCACGGACGAUGCUGGUCGCGUGGAAGCCGCCUUAGAAGAGCUUGCACAGGAGUUCUCGCCUAACCUAAUAGACCCAGAUCUAUCGCAGAACGCUCUAACCAAGGCCGCUGCACGAGGACAGCUGAAGACGCGGAGGUUCAGAGAAGACGUGACAGCGGUCCUUAAUGUUGCACAGAGGCCUACAACUCAUUGGCGUUACAUCCAAAUAGCGGCCAAAUUCCUUGCGAACUUACUUCGAAGGGAUUCCGUGCCUCCCCCAUCAGUCGCGAAAUUCUUCACCGAACAUUCUGUCAGCCCUCACUUGACGAUUCGCUCUACUGCUCAAAAAGCGAUUGUCAAGUUGACGUCCCACGUCAAGAUCCGAACAUACGCGAGAACGAGCGAUGAGCUCUGGCUGGAUGAAUGGCGAAGUCCGCUACGAACGGACGUUCCUGUCGGUGAUCCUUCAACCUUCUUUUCUAGGCUCCGGGAACCUGUAAGGCUCGAUGACUCUGGUUCCUGUUACGUCGACAAGCUCGUCACCGGCUUCCUCGUCUGGAAGGACUCUGUGAAGGGCUACCGCGCUGUUGGUCCAGGUACCUCGCCUUUCCUCUGGGAGUCCGCGUCUCAGCCAUUGUUGCAAGCGAUGCGUGAGGUCGUUAUAGGCGGCACGUUCUUCAGUCAGCUCGCGGCGCUUUUGGGACAAGAGUCGAGCAAAAAUCCGACAACGUUGAAGCUACGCACGGAAAACACUGCCUUCGUCAAGUCGUUGGCGAAAAUGUUUGAGCACGAGAUCCUCGACGAGAUGCUGGCUGUCCUAGAACCACUUCUGACCGACAAUGAUCGGUAUCAACAGCGUGCUGGCGCAGAAAUGCUCGCCGGUCUUCUCCGAGGUGCCAAGCAUUGGCCUCAGCAGCACUACGAACGGCUCUGGGAGUGGCUCAUGGCUCGCUGGGCACAUAUCUACGCCCAAAUAAAGCCCGACACGCUCAACUUUUGGGAAGGCGUGAUCAAUGAACAGCUAUUGGAUCAUGACUACCGGCGAGUUGAGCGGAUGGUCAGAUGGGUGCUGUCCUUGCAGCUGGAUUUCCAUGGCGACUCCGCAUUUGCGAUGACCAAGGCGCUAACAUUCUUUGGCAUUGUUGUGGAUUGCUGUUGGCCAUGCUUUGAACCGUUGUGCGACGACUACAUGAACCUCUUCCUAGAUAAUGCGAACACUGGCUAUGCAGAAAUGCGGCAGCACAUAGCGCACAAUCUCUCGGCCAUUACUUCAGAGCAGUGGCGACCAUCAUACCCUAAUGCGGAAGCCCUACUUGCGAGCUGUAGGAACAGUCCAGACCCGUUUGGUAUCAGGAACGCGCGAUACGUUCACAAGGUCCAGGCGAUCGCAGAGAACUUCCCGAAGUGGCGAGAAGAACGAUUGCCGCCUCCCCGGGUCAGCCAGUCGCAAUACGACAAGGUUGGGCUUACUACCCUGCAAUGGAUAUGGACGUCUGCACAUGGCCCGCACCCCUUUCUUGUCCUUCCAUAUGUACUCACCUUGCUCCCCGAAAUUUUGCGGAUGUCCGAGCUUAAUGACAGCUCCGACCUGCAAAAAUAUAGCUCCGCUGUGCUUUACGUGCUCUCCGCGGUUGAUGCCCCGACGGACGAUGUGCAUGUCGUUGCCAACCAUUUCCUCGAUACUAUCAAGUCGUCAGAUUCAUGGCGAGUCCGACUGAAUGCGCUCCCCACCUUACUGGUCUUCUUCUACCGCAACCUCAUGUGCAUUUCAGGCGAUGUGGUGACAAGAAUGAUGGACGUCCUCCUCGAAUGCCUCUCGGAUGAGAAUGUAGAGGUACGCGAAAUGGCUUCGCAGAUGUUGACCGGCGUGGUCAGGUGCUCGCAGAGACAGAGCAUUAUCCCCCUCAGGGACCGCUUCAUUGCACUCGCGCGGAGGACGAAGCUUCCCACUCGGCGGGACCCUGCAUACCAAGAAAAGCUCCGCACGCUGCACUCGGCGAUCCUAGGUCUCUGCGCUCUGGUUGCAAGCUUCCCGUAUUCGGUCGAGCCCUGGAUACCUCCUUUGACCGAUAUCCUCGCGGCCCAUGCAACGGACCCAAUACCGGUGUCGACAACGAUACGCAAGUGCGCAUCGGAAUUCAAGAAGACACACCAGGACACUUGGCACAAGGAUCAGCUGGUCUUUGACGAAGAUCAACUGCAGAACUUGUCUACCAUGCUGGUGGGCACGUCGUACUAUGCGUGACGCUUCGCGCAAAGUGCUCCGUACAGGCCGCUUAAGUGUAAGUCAAUCUACUCACACGAGCGGCGCGCCGUUUGAGCGUUGGUGCAACAUGUAUAUUACCCGUGACCCAGAGAUCGAUGCAGUUAACGAUCAGAAUUAACCUUUGUAUAAGUUGCAUGUCCAAUUCAUAAUGUUCUACUUACUACAAUGUCG